Messenger RNA from Ceratotherium simum simum (southern white rhinoceros), 1900 nucleotides. The record is from RefSeq and is a predicted model, not a curated record. Lineage: Eukaryota; Metazoa; Chordata; Mammalia; Perissodactyla; Rhinocerotidae.
GCGCCCAGCCUUUGCUCCGCGCCAGAGCCGGCCCCGCUGUCCGGCCGCCUGCCCGCUGCGGCUCGUCAUCCCUGCGGUCCCAGCCUCCACGGGCCGGGACCACCGCUGCCGCCGCAGGACGGGGAGGCGGGCCAUGGCGUCCUGCGUGGGGAGCAGGACCCUGAGCAAAGAUGAUGUGAACUACAAGAUGCAUUUCCGGAUGAUCAACGAGCAGCAAGUGGAGGACAUCACCAUCGACUUCUUCUACCGGCCGCACACCAUCACCCUGCUCAGCUUCACCAUCGUCAGCCUCAUGUAUUUUGCCUUCACCAGGGAUGACUCUGUCCCAGAAGACAACAUCUGGAGGGGUAUCCUCUCUGUUAUUUUCUUCUUUCUUAUCAUCAGUGUGUUAGCUUUCCCCAAUGGUCCAUUUACUUACACUUUACAUAAGAUCAGACUCAGUGUGCUGUACUUCCUGUUCCUGGUGUUCCUCCUCUUCCUGAACUUCGAGCAGGUUAAGUCCAUAAUGUACUGGCUAGAUCCAAAUCUUCGAUAUGCCACAAGGGAAGCAGAUGUCAUGGAGUAUGCUGUGAACUGCCACGUUAUCACCUGGGAGAGGAUUAUCAGUCAUUUUGAUAUAUUUGCGUUUGGACAUUUCUGGGGCUGGGCCAUGAAGGCCUUGUUGAUCCGUAGUUAUGGUCUCUGCUGGACAAUCAGCAUUACUUGGGAGCUAACUGAGCUUUUUUUCAUGCAUCUCCUGCCCAAUUUUGCCGAGUGCUGGUGGGAUCAAGUCAUUCUGGACAUCCUCCUGUGCAACGGUGGCGGCAUCUGGCUGGGCAUGGUCGUCUGCCGAUUUUUAGAGAUGAGGACUUACCACUGGGCAAGCUUCAAGGACAUCCACACCACCACUGGAAAAAUCAAAAGAGCUGUCCUCCAGUUCACCCCUGCUAGCUGGACCUAUGUUCGAUGGUUUGAUCCCAAAUCUUCAUUUCAGAGAGUGGCUGGAAUAUACCUUUUCAUGAUCAUCUGGCAGCUGACUGAGUUGAAUACCUUCUUCUUGAAACAUAUCUUUGUGUUCCAAGCCAGUCAUCCAUUAAGUUGGUGUCGAAUUCUCUUUAUUGGUGGCAUCACGGCUCCCACAGUGAGACAGUACUAUGCCUACCUCACUGACACACAGUGCAAACGCGUGGGAACACAGUGCUGGGUGUUUGGGGUCAUUGGUUUCCUGGAAGCUAUUGUCUGCAUAAAAUUUGGACAAGAUCUCUUCUCUAAGACCCAAAUACUCUAUGUUGUGCUUUGGCUUCUUUGUGUGGCUUUCACCACCUUCCUGUGUCUGUACGGCAUGGUUUGGUACGCAGAGCACUAUGGUCACCGAGAAAAGACCUACUCAGAGUGUGAAGACAGCACCUACAGUCCAGAUAUCUCCUGGCCUCACGGGAAAGGCACCAAAGGUCCUGAAGACAGCCCACCCAAGCAUCCAAGCAACAACGAAAGCCAUUCUUCCAGAAGAAGGAAUCGACAUUCCAAGUCAAAAGUCACCAAUGGAGUUGGAAAGAAAUGAAAGACCCUGGUUAAUUAAAGAUGUUCCAGAGAGUGCCUAGAACUGAGAAGGAAACUGAAUCGUUUGGACCUCCCUGCUAGGAGGUCAAAAGGCACAGUGCAGAUGGGAAGAGGAGAGGGGACUCUGGGGGUUGUUAUUUGAGAGUGUAAGUCUUGUUUCCCACAGACCCGGCCACGUCAGGCAGAUCAAUGCCUGGGGUCCUUCGCCAGUCCGGGGUCCCUUCUAACUUUAGCACUUGGCAUGACGUCACCGGUAGUAGGUCAGUGAGUUCCAAGGAAAGGGUAGCUAUGUACUCACAGUUGCUGAGAGCAGCUUUGUGCUUGUGUGUACUGUGGAUGCAGGUUAAACAUCUUCAUUCAG